CUGAGGAAGAGGAGGAGGAGGAAGAGCAGCGGCUAAUUUGGGCCGCAGAGUCAGAGGGGGUUCGGUUCGGUUCGGUCGGCCUGAGGAGCAGCUCCAGUCCGCCGCAGUUCUGAUAGGGUCCUGGUUGCCAUGGAGACAGCCAAUGAAAGCGAGGUCCAGGCGGUCCCUGAUGAAGAGGAGGAGGAAGAGGAAGAGGAGGUUCGAGGAGUCCAGGCUCGGUACCUGCGCUGCCCGUCUCCUAGCUUCUCCAUGACCUCCUUGACCUCCAGGUUCUCUGAUGCCUCCUCCAUCGUCAUGGAGCCCAUCCAUCUGUCGUCGGCCAUCGCUGCCAAGAAGAUCAUCAGCGAAGAGCUGCCGCCCCGCGCCUCCCGCCCCGAGUCCGUCCCGGAGUCCAUGCUGGAGUCUGCGGAGCAGCUGAUGGUGGAGGACCUGUACAACCGGGUCCGGGACAUGCUGGACGACCGCAGCCCCUACAACACGCCCUGCGUGCUGGACAUCCAGAGGGCCGUGGUCCAGGACCGCUUGGAGGCGCCCGCCAACCCCGUGGACGAGGUCUGGCCCAACAUCCACAUCGCCGAGAAAUCCGUUGCGGUGAACAAGGCCCGUCUGAAGAGAAUGGGCAUCACGCACAUCCUGAACACGGCCCACGGUACCGGCGUCUACACCAGCCAGGCCUUCUACGCCAACAUGAACAUCCAGUACCGAGGAAUCGAACUGGACGACUUCCCCGACGCCGACAUCUCCGCGCAUUUCAGACCCACCGCAGAGUUCCUGGACGAGGCUCUGCUCACACACAGAGGAAAAGUUCUGGUUGUGUCCAUGAUGGGCGUCAGCCGGUCGGCCAUUCUGGUGGCGUCCUACCUGAUGAUCUUCCAGAACAUGACGAUCAUGGAGGCGCUGACCGCCAUCAGGAAGAAACGGGCCAUCAACCCCAACGAAGGCUUCCUGAAGCAGCUGAGAGAGUUCAACGAAACGCUGAUGGAGGAACGCGACGACGAUGACGAAACGCUCAGCCAGUGCUCCGUCAUCGACACUCGCGCCCGCAUCUUCGGUGAGGAAAAGGGUGAUGAUGAUGAUGAAGAGACAGAUGGGGAGGAAGAGCGGAGCGUGGUGAAGGUGACGGCGCAGUCCAUCAUGAUGGAGGAGGAGGAAGACGGAGAGAGCGUGAUGAGCAGCAUCGCUUCCUCUGCGGCGGCUGCGGCGCUGCGAAACGGGCCGCUCCACAACGGGGAUCAGGAACCGGGUCACCGGGAGAUGGACCUGCCGCGGCCGACGGGCACGGAGGACGGAGCUGAGGAUGACGAUGACGGCCUGGACGGCAUGAUCCGCGAGUGGCAGCGCAGAAAUGAAAAGUACCAGAGCGAGGAGUGGUGGGAGGCCCAGCUCCACGGCGAGGAGGACUCCGUCAGCGCCGGCCGUCCCAAGGCAGCGAGGCAGGAAGACGACGGGGAGAGCGUCACCAGCGAGGACAUCCGAGCUGUCAAAGAGAGACUGACGCACAGGAACAAGAGGCCCUCCUCAGACGCCACGUCCAUCUCCAGCUGCACCAGUUACUCUGACCUCUGGAAGCAGCGACUCAAAGAGAUUGAGGAACAAGCCGCGGCUCGCUACCGCAAGACAGAGGACGAUGAAGGCAGCGAGAGCACAGGGAUUGAGGGUGAAAACAAGAAGAUUGAUGCCGAGGUUGACAGCAUCCUGUCUGACACCAGCUCCAUGUACAACUUUUGCCAGAAGAAUAAGGAGAAGAUGACGCCUUUGGAGCGCUGGCGCAUCAAGAGGAUCCAGUUCGGCUGGAACAAAAAAGACCGAGAGGAUGGAGGGAAAAGUUCAGCCACUGAUGGAGAGGAGGAAAGUAAGACUCCGUCCUUCCAGGAUGUCAAUCUGACGGCGUACCAGGCCUGGAAGCUGCGGCAACAGAAACGCCUCGGUGAGGACAACACGGAGGAGAUCCUGGAGCUCAGCCGCGGCGACGACUCGGCAGCCAUCAAACGGAGGCAGAGACGUGAAGAGAUUCUGGAACGCUCUAAGAAAACCUUGGAGGAGAGUCAGUCCAUGUGUGGGUGGGAUUCAGAAAGCUGCGUCAGCGGCGGGACCAUCCCUCUGUCCGCCUUCUGGGCUGGAGCCGGGGUCACCGGCCCUCCCAGUGUCGCCAACGACGACAACAUAUCCAUGCUGAGCGGCAGGUCAUCCACCAUGUCCUCUGUUUCACAGCCUCGAAGUCCAAGAUCCACUCAGUCCGCUGGCCAAGCCCUUCCCCCAGUCCUCCCAGUCCCAGCUGUGCCGGGGCCUGCAGGUGAACCCGUGAUCAACCUCACCAGCAUUCAGAACUGGAUCGCCAAUGUUGUGACUGAAACGAUCAAGCAGAAGCAGAGUGAACUGAGCCUGCCUCCUCCAUCACGUGCUGGAUCUGAGCUCAGCUUUGGAGCGGCGCCUAGCAUGCUAGCCAGCCGCCGUGCAGGGGAUGACGGGGCCUCCUGGGUCAGCGGGGCGUCCUCCUCCAGCACUCUAUCAAAGGGUCAUGGCAGAGCAACGUCUGUCCUCUCCGGCGGCGGCAGCAUGUCUGGUCUGAGUGGGCGACGCUCCACUCUGGGGACGGACAUCGGGUCCGCUUUGGGCUCCAAGAAAACCAAGAUCACCACGACCAGCGUUCCUCUCUUCAGCCUCUUCCAAGACCAGGUCGAUCUGGGCAAACUGGACGCCAUAGAGAAGGAGAUCAAAUCUGAAAUGAGGGACAAAGGGGAAACCUAUGAGAAGAAAAAGAUCCUGGAAGACAACAAGCGCAGCACACUGUACAAGAAAAAGAAACUAAAGGAGGAUGAGGAUGAGGAGAAGGACAGGAAGAGGAAAGAGGAAGAGUUUCUGGAAGAAACAAAGAAAAAGGAGAAACCCAAAAGAAGCUACGGUCUUUCCGGCUGCCUAAAUCUCAACCCGCUGAUAGAGAAAGACCGGAACACCAGCAUUGACGACUGGCUGAGAAGUGUAAGACCUCCUCCAGGCAAACCGUCCUCAGGUGCAGAAGCUGAUCCGUCUCAGGAUCCUUACGACGACCUGGACGCCUCGGCUUCCCAGUUUGACUUCUCUGAUCACAGAGGCUCGUUCGCUGCUGAACGAGACGACGAGGAAGCAUUCGCCGAGACUUCCAGAUAUCGGCCGAGGUUCGGUGAAGAUCCGUCAGCCGAAGAUGCCGAAUACUCCUGCAACGGGUUCACACACUCCCACAGACGGGCGGGUGGGACCAGCCGGGACGGGACGGACAGCGUCUCGCCCCAUCAGAGAUUUGCUCAUCGCUCACGGUACGACGGCGGCGAAGCCGCAGGGAGGCGGGACGCCAGCAACGAGGAGGACGAGGACGUCGAGGCUUUCAUCGCUCAAACCAGACGGAGGAUCCGGGCCCGAGCCGCCGCGGAGGCCGAAGACGACGAAGUCCUCUUUGCCUGGAGGGAGCAGCAGGGAGCCAAGAAUCGGAGGAAAGUCUUGGGAUGUGAAGAAUGAGAGGUUAUCCUCUCAUUCUUCACCCUAACCCCAACCCCAACCCAACCCCAACCCAACCCCAACCCUAACCCUUUGUUUGGCUGGACAACACAAAGCUGCUGCAUCCGAUUUCCUCUGCGGCUCUGAAUAACUGUCACCACCUACUGGCCACAUGGAGGUAUUGCAGUAUUCAUUUAAUCUGCUGUCUUUUCUCAGCAGAUUAGUCUUGAAAUAUUCAGAUUAGGAGAAUAUAUUUCCACCCAAUGUUAUUAUGAAAGUAUUUAAUUCUUGUUUUAAAUGUCAAACCCAUAUAUUGUCACGAUGAGGUGAAACUACUGACAGAAGGAACAUUUUUCUGCUUUGAUUUCAUUGUUUUAAUAAAUAUUCA
Molecule: messenger RNA, 3859 nt
Organism: Poeciliopsis prolifica (blackstripe livebearer)
Lineage: Eukaryota; Metazoa; Chordata; Actinopteri; Cyprinodontiformes; Poeciliidae
Product: serine/threonine/tyrosine-interacting-like protein 2
Exons: 6
Coding region: 130-3492 (1120 amino acids)
Biological process (GO): negative regulation of MAPK cascade; protein dephosphorylation
Cellular component (GO): cytoplasm
Molecular function (GO): protein tyrosine/serine/threonine phosphatase activity; MAP kinase phosphatase activity
Source: RefSeq, a predicted model, not a curated record